Molecule: messenger RNA, 999 nt
Organism: Macrobrachium nipponense
Lineage: Eukaryota; Metazoa; Arthropoda; Malacostraca; Decapoda; Palaemonidae
Product: maestro heat-like repeat-containing protein family member 1
Exons: 3
Coding region: 1-999 (332 amino acids)
Cellular component (GO): cytoplasm
Source: RefSeq, a predicted model, not a curated record
AUGGUCCGCUGGCUAGUGUUUAGAGUUCAAGUUCAGUCCAUAUUGUAUAAUACUGCAGAAAAUAUUAUCAGAGAAUGUGGAGAAAAAGUGAGCGACAAGGAGUUAAUUGAUACCUGGACAGAUGGAGCCAUCAAACUUCUUACGUUACCGUCAGUAGCACCAGACUUGCAGGAAGCUGCUGUGGGACUUAUAGUGGCAUUGGGGAGCACGCAGACUCACUGCAACACUGUGAUGGAAAGUUUAAUAGCCAGAUGCAGGGUGGAAACCUUACCAACGCAGAGCGUUGCUGAAAGUCUCGGUGCUCUGGCUGCUGGUAACGUGAAAGGAACAGUGCCAUACUUGAAGGCUGUCUUGGGACUUACUGUUCACUGCAUUCCUUCUGUGAAGCAAGAUAAUCUGAAAUGUGCGCUCGCUACUAUGUUUAGCAAGUUUGCCGAGUCCAUUUUGGAAGCUGUUGAUAACAAGGAACCAGACCCUGACAUCUCUAUAGAGUCUUAUAUGCCAGAGUGUGCUCUAGUCUUUGAGUCUCUUGUCAACUAUUGGCUCAAGAACUCAAACGCCAACGUCAAAAAUGACACAAUUGUCGCAUUGGGGCAUUUGAGUCACUUACUCCCCAAGGAAAAAUUGGAAGAGUUAGCAGGGCUUGUAGUGACAACGAUUCUCUCGUUAUACCGGAAAACUUCCUCUCCUUACAACCUUACUUUUUCCUUAGCCAUGAUAUCAGAUGCAAUGCUGAAAAAGAAUUUGACUGAAAGCAUAAAGUUUCAUGUUGAUCACUUACUCAGUGCUUUGUUUAACCAAGUUUGUAUUGUGCCAAAUUACUCUGAACCAUUCACUGUCAAGAACCACUACGAAGUAUUGCGCUGUUAUGAACUUAUGGGAAAGUAUUACCCAGAAAAUGUGAUGACUCAUCUUUUACAGCGAUUAGAAAAUGCUAGUCACAUGCAGCUGUUGGAGCCCUGGUGGUCACAAAACAUCUCAUUAACAGCAAGACUUUGA